This is a messenger RNA of Psylliodes chrysocephalus, 1358 nucleotides long. Lineage: Eukaryota; Metazoa; Arthropoda; Insecta; Coleoptera; Chrysomelidae. The record is from the annotation of a GenBank genome assembly.
GAAAAUGUCACGCAAACUUAAGUCACUUAUUAAAGUAACUUUGGGAGGAUAUGUAACGUAUGCAGCAAUUAGUAUUUAUAAAGGCGAAGAAUCAUUUUACAAGAACCUAAUUAUGCCUAUAGUUCAUUUACUAGACCCUGAGCAAGCCCAUAAUGCCGCAAUUUUUCUAAGUAAAUAUCGGCUAGUUCCUAAACUAUCUUACAGCGACCCAAAAUCGUUAAAAGUAAAAGUAUUUGGGAUAGAGUUUCCAAACCCUGUUGGUGUAGCCGCAGGUUUUGAUAAAAAUGCAAAAGCCGUUUUAGGUUUAAAAGAUAUGGGAUUUGGAUUCGUUGAAAUUGGUUCAGUUACUCCAAAUCCCCAAACUGGAAAUGAAAAACCUAGAGUUUUUAGACUCUCGGAAGAUGCAGCAGUUAUUAACAGAUAUGGUUUUAAUAGUGAUGGACAUGAAGAAGUUCUUAAAAGAAUUGUAAAGAUCAGAAAUGAAAAUAAAUAUGUGAUUAUUGGUGUUAAUUUAGGUAAAAAUAAAACAUCUGAAGAUGCUGUAGGUGAUUAUGUUCAAGGAAUUAAUAAAUUUGGCACAUGUGCUGAUUAUCUUGUAAUAAACAUUAGUAGUCCAAAUACACCAGGUCUUAGAAAUAUGCAAAACAAAGAAAUUCUUAAACAACUCCUAACAGCAUCUUUAGAAGCCAGGAAUAAUUUAAAAAUUGAAAACAAACCACCGUUGCUUUUAAAGUUAGCGCCAGAUUUAAAUUAUGAAGAAAUGAAAGACAUAGCUGAACUUCUUAAGAACAAAUCUUGCAGGGUAGAUGGUUUAGUAAUAAGCAAUACUACUAUUGAUAGACCACCACAUUUAAUUUCUAAUAAUAAAGAAGAAACUGGAGGUUUAAGCGGAAAACCUCUUAAAGAAAAAUCAACACAAAUGAUUUAUGAGAUGCGGCGUUUAACAGAUUUACCUAUCAUCGGAGUUGGGGGAAUUUCAAAUGGAACAGACGCUUAUGAAAAAAUUAAAGCUGGAGCUACACUGAUACAAAUAUACACUUCCAUGAUAUAUGAGGGACCGCCAAUUGUUACUAAAAUUAAACGCGAACUGGACUGUUUGCUUACUAAAGAUGGAUUUAAUAAUAUUGCUGACGCUGUUGGAAAAUAGUGAUAUAAAGAAAUUAUGUGUGAUUAUGAUAUGUAUAAAACUUACUUGUAAUUAGUUUUUAGUAAUAUGGGUGGUUUUAACUUGGUUCAAUAAUGAACUGGAUUCAAUUUUAAAAACUUUUUUUAUAUGUACCUACCUUGAACCAGGUUUGUAUACAGUGUGUCUACGUUAGGCUACACACAAAAAACUUUUUUAUUAUUAGUUUUAUCAA